AUGCAUACAUACAUGUUACAUUGGAAUGGUGUUCAUACGAAUUGCCUAAAAGGAGAUGACUUUGAGAGAACUUUGAUAAAUACAGAGUACAGAAACAUGCGAAGACCUCCUACCAAGAAAAAGGAGGCGACCCCUACUUCUGGAGACAUGGACAUCAAGAACAUAUCUGGAGGCCGGGAAAUAUUUCAUCUACGUCUGUAUGCCCCCUUCGUGUUCAAUGUCGUGGUGGAUAAAUUUUCCAUAAGAUAUAGAGAGGAAAGAAUGUUCAAAUGCGGAAUGCGAGAUCCACUAUUUAUUCAACCCGUGGUGUAUGAAUCCCCCACAAGGUCAUAUCAUCAGCUGAUGGGCGAACAAAUUGACAGCCGGCACUUCGACUACGUGCUGCCUUUCCACGUCGACGUGGACCAGAUAAAUGAAGCAAACAAGACGUGCAUAUACGUCAGCGGGAAUGUCAACCCACAAGUGUAUAGCCAAACCACCAGUGGCAGAUUGAUCAAGUUGUUAGGAGGGGCCUACAAUUACCACCUGGAAAGAGAAGCGGAAGCGCAGAUAAGACUCUCCGGAGGAAUGGCACAGACAGUGUCGUACCCCCUCCUCGGCCCACAGCCAAAGACACAAAUGUUCAGUGGGGGAAUCGAAUCACCUCAGUUCAACAUACGGAUAGAAUACACACAAGGGUUUCGAGACGAUCGAGAAAAGACCAUGGACCAGAUAAUCGUAAGGAACUUCGAACAGAUAAUUGACCAAGGUAUGUACAAAUUUCAGCAAUUUCAUGUCCGAAUCGAGAUUUUACGUGAAUGCACUUACGUUCUGGUAAGCAUUAUCAAUUCGAUCAUUCUUAACUUUAUUCACAACAACAUAAGCUUGAACUUCGUGGUGAAUUCGGUGAACAUUGGGAUAGUCGAUCGGAACGAGUAUGGCACUUAUGUGGAGGAGCUGUCUCGUCUAUGUGCUGGCAGCGUAGCAGAAGGCCCUGGGCAUGUCGCCAAUGGAGGGGUUAACAUCAAUCAAACCUCUGUUUCAGCCACUGCGGACAAGCUCUUUUACUCACAGCCACAGAUGAACAUCCCAGAAAUUAUUUUGGCCCCCCUGGGCAAGGAACUGAGCCGGUACUGCCCCAGCGCCUUCUGUUUCAUCGUCGCACCCGAAUUUCAGAAGCUUAUCUCAAACAUAGUGCUAGACAGCUCUGUCGGAAUGUGGUCUGAGGUGUUUAGCCUAUCCAGGUGGUACUCUUGA
Messenger RNA from Plasmodium inui San Antonio 1, 1236 nucleotides. RefSeq lists its product as hypothetical. The transcript has 6 exons. The record is from RefSeq and is a predicted model, not a curated record. Lineage: Eukaryota; Apicomplexa; Aconoidasida; Haemosporida; Plasmodiidae. Bases 1 to 1236 code for a protein of 411 amino acids.